This is a messenger RNA of Oncorhynchus kisutch (coho salmon), 4276 nucleotides long. RefSeq names its product DNA-directed RNA polymerase II subunit RPB2. Gene Ontology annotation, biological process: DNA-templated transcription. The record is from RefSeq and is a predicted model, not a curated record. The transcript is spliced from 24 exons. The coding region runs from base 133 to 3657 and encodes 1174 amino acids. Gene Ontology annotation, molecular function: DNA binding; ribonucleoside binding; DNA-directed RNA polymerase activity. Lineage: Eukaryota; Metazoa; Chordata; Actinopteri; Salmoniformes; Salmonidae.
AUCGAUAUUUUAUUUUGUGUGUUCAUUUAGCAAAGUGUGUGACGUUAGACAGCGUUGAAUCAGACACUGUUGAUGAUUUAAAAGUCGGUUUCUGCUUAUUUAUGCGAACACGAGAGGGAAUCAGCAGUAACCAUGUAUGACCAAGAUGAAGAUAUCCAAUACGAUGAGGAUGAGGAUGAAAUCACCCCCGAUUUAUGGCAGGAAGCUUGCUGGAUUGUUAUCAGUUCCUAUUUUGAUGAGAAGGGCCUGGUGCGACAGCAGCUGGACUCCUUUGACGAGUUCAUCCAGAUGUCUGUGCAGAGGAUCGUGGAGGAUGCCCCGCCCAUUGACCUGCAGGCUGAGGCCCAGCACACCUCUGGUGAGGUGGAGGAUCCGCCACGCUACUUGCUGAAGUUUGAGCAGAUCUACCUUUCAAAACCCACUCAUUGGGAAAGAGAUGGAGCCCCGUCGCCUAUGAUGCCCAACGAGGCCAGACUCAGGAACCUUACGUACUCUGCUCCACUGUACGUGGACAUCACCAAGACCAUCAUCAAGGAGGGUGAGGACCAGCUGCAGACCCAGCACCAGAAGACCUUCAUCGGCAAGAUCCCGAUCAUGCUGCGCUCCACCUACUGCCUGCUCAGCGGCCUGACAGACCGUGAUCUGUGUGAGCUCAACGAGUGCCCACUGGACCCCGGGGGCUACUUCAUCAUCAAUGGGUCAGAGAAGGUCCUGAUCGCCCAGGAGAAGAUGGCCACGAACACAGUGUACGUCUUCGCCAAGAAGGACUCAAAGUAUGCGUACACAGGGGAGUGCCGCUCCUGCCUGGAAAACUCCUCGCGCCCCACCAGUUCCAUCUGGGUCAGCAUGAUGGCCAGGGGAGGACAGGGGGUGAAGAAAAGUGCCAUUGGUCAGAGGAUCGUGUCCACUCUGCCCUACAUCAGACAGGAAGUCCCCAUCAUCAUAGUGUUCCGAGCCCUGGGCUUUGUGUCCGACAGAGACAUCCUGGAGCACAUCAUCUACGACUUUGACGACCCUGAGAUGAUGGAGAUGGUCAAACCAUCCCUGGACGAGGCCUUUGUGAUCCAGGAGCAGAACGUGGCGCUGAACUUCAUUGGCUCUCGUGGUGCCAAGCCCGGUGUCACCAAGGAGAGGAGGAUCAAGUACGCCAAGGAGGUGCUACAGAAGGAGGUGCUCCCCCACGUCGGAGUCAGUGACUUCUGUGAGACCAAGAAGGCCUAUUUCUUAGGGUACAUGGUCCACAGACUCCUAUUAGCGGCCCUGGGCAGAAGAGAGCUGGACGACAGGGAUCACUAUGGCAACAAGAGACUAGACUUGGCUGGGCCGCUGUUGGCUUUCCUGUUCCGUGGAAUGUUCAAGAACCUGCUGAAAGAGAUCCGCAUCUACGCCCAAAAGUUUAUUGACCGAGGGAAGGACUUCAACCUGGAGUUGGCCAUCAAGACACGAAUCAUCUCCGACGGCCUGAAGUACUCUCUGGCCACGGGGAACUGGGGUGACGUCAAGAAGGCCCAUCAGGCCAGAGCUGGAGUGUCCCAGGUGCUGAACCGCUUGACCUUCGCCUCCACCCUCUCUCACCUUCGUCGUGUGAACUCCCCCAUCGGUAGGGACGGCAAGCUAGCCAAGCCCCGGCAGCUUCACAACACGCUGUGGGGCAUGGUGUGCCCUGCUGAGACCCCGGAGGGUCAUGCUGUAGGCCUAGUGAAGAACCUGGCCCUCAUGGCCUACAUCUCUGUGGGCUCCCAGCCCUCUCCCAUCCUGGAGUUCUUGGAGGAGUGGAGCAUGGAGAACCUGGAGGAGAUCUCACCGGCAGCCAUUGCGGAUGCCACAAAGAUCUUUGUCAAUGGCUGUUGGGUGGGCAUACACAAGGACCCAGAGCAGCUGAUGAACACACUGAGGAAACUGAGGAGGCAGAUGGACAUCAUUGUGUCUGAGGUGUCCAUGAUCAGAGACAUCCGAGAGAGGGAGAUCCGCAUCUACACGGACGCCGGGAGGAUCUGUCGUCCUCUGCUGAUCGUAGAGAAGCAAAAGCUGCUGCUGAAAAGGAGACACAUCGACCAGCUGAAGGAGAGGGAGUACAACAACUACAGUUGGCAGGACCUGGUGGCCAGCGGCGUGGUGGAGUACAUCGACACCCUGGAGGAGGAGACUGUGAUGCUGGCCAUGACCCCUGAUGACCUCCAGGAGAAGGGUGUGGCCUACUGUUCUACAUACAGCCACUGUGAGAUCCACCCCUCCAUGAUCCUGGGAGUCUGUGCUUCCAUCAUCCCCUUCCCCGAUCACAACCAGUCUCCCAGAAACACAUACCAGUCUGCUAUGGGUAAACAAGCCAUGGGUGUGUACAUCACCAACUUCCACGUGCGGAUGGACACCCUGGCCCAUGUGCUCUACUACCCCCAAAAACCCUUAGUCACCACCCGCUCUAUGGAGUACCUACGUUUCAGAGAGCUCCCUGCAGGUAUCAACUCGAUUGUGGCUAUUGCGGCGUACACUGGCUACAACCAGGAGGACUCUGUCAUCAUGAACCGCUCUGCUGUGGACCGUGGAUUCUUCAGGUCUGUGUUCUACCGCUCCUACAAAGAGCAGGAGUCAAAGAAAGGCUUCGAUCAGGAGGAAAUCUUUGAAAAACCCUCACGCGAAACCUGUUCGGGCAUGAGGCACGCCAUUUACGACAAGCUGGAUGACGACGGCUUGAUAGCUCCCGGAGUGCGUGUUUCCGGCGAGGACGUCAUCAUCGGCAAGACGGUGACCCUGCCGGAGAACGACGAUGAGCUGGACAGCACCAACCGGCGCUACACCAAGAGGGACUGCAGCACCUUCCUCCGCACCAGCGAGACAGGCAUCGUGGACCAAGUCAUGGUCACCCUCAACCAGGAGGGCUACAAGUUCUGCAAGAUUAGGGUUCGCUCUGUUCGUAUCCCCCAGAUCGGUGACAAGUUUGCCAGUCGACACGGGCAGAAGGGUACCUGUGGUAUUCAGUACAGACAGGAGGACAUGCCCUUCACUUGCGAGGGAAUUACCCCAGACAUCAUCAUCAACCCCCACGCCAUCCCCUCUCGUAUGACAGUCGGCCAUUUGAUUGAGUGCCUGCAGGGCAAGGUUUCAGCCAACAAAGGGGAGAUUGGUGACGCCACGCCUUUCAACGAUGCGGUCAAUGUGCAGAAAGUCUCCAACCUGCUGUCUGAAUACGGAUAUCACCUGAGGGGCAACGAGGUGUUGUACAACGGCUUCACCGGCCGUAAGAUUACCUCUCAGAUCUUCCUCGGGCCCACAUACUACCAGCGCCUGAAGCACAUGGUGGACGAUAAGAUCCACUCUCGGGCCCGAGGCCCAGUCCAGAUCCUCAACAGACAGCCCAUGGAGGGCAGAUCACGUGAUGGAGGUCUUCGUUUUGGGGAGAUGGAGCGUGAUUGUCAGAUUGCCCACGGCGCGGCUCAGUUCCUGCGCGAGAGGCUGUUCGAGGCGUCCGACCCCUACCAGGUCCACGUCUGCAACCUAUGUGGCCUCAUGGCCAUCGCCAACACCCGCACGCACACCUACGAGUGCAGGGGCUGUCGCAACAAAACACAGAUCUCCUUGGUCAGAAUGCCGUACGCCUGCAAGCUGCUCUUCCAGGAGCUCAUGUCCAUGAGUAUCGCCCCUCGUAUGAUGACCAGUUAGGACCACUACCGAGCCCCUUUUCGAGUCGACGGAAAUUCAAAUUCUGUUUGGAAGGAAUGUCGAGGACAUCACUUAUCUCUACAGUGGGGGAGCUGGAGAAUCAGGAGACUGUUUUAAUGCUAAUGGUCAGGCUUGUGUUUUUGUCUGCAAAAGUAUUUUUGUUGUGAUAUCACAGUUUUGGAAAAGAAGAUCGUCUGUUAUUUUUGGAAAACUAGAAUAAAUGUUUAUUGUGCUGUCACACUGUAUUUUUUUAAUUCUGUGUUUUGUAGCUAGCUUGAUCUGGAUUUGAAAAACUCAGAUGUUAUAUUUCUGUCACACUUUAAAAAGCUCUGUGCAUAACUCUUGAUCAUGUAAUAUCGAAAUAACCACAAAAAAUAACCAAAUCAAUUUUUGUAUUUAUUAGUGAUGUACAGCACCUGUCACACAGUAAUAACAUCUAGUGUUAGUAAACCAUACACCAACGUGAAUACAGCAAAUUCAUACAUACAGCUUAAGUCUGGGGGAAACUAGAAACAUUUGGUAAAAGCAAUGUCCGCUGGCCUCUUCAUUGGAGUUGCAGACUUUUAGCACCGAAAGUGGAUCUCUACAUUCCAUCAUAAAUCCUCCUUUUUCUACACCA